AUGGUUUAUUUCAUUAUUAAUUUAGUAAUACUUUCUGUUCUUUCCAUUUCUUGUUCUUCCUUCAAUCUUAAACUCCUCAACGUCUCCAAACUAGAAUCUGUUAAUGGUUGGUCACCGGCCGGUGCGACGUGGUAUGGCCCCCCUAGUGGCGCCGGAAGUGAUGGUGGAGCUUGUGGAUAUCAAAACACGGUAGAACAGCCACCAUUCUCUUCCUUUGUGUCAGCCGGUGGCCCUUCUCUAUUCAAAUCUGGCAAAGGAUGUGGAGCUUGUUAUGAAGUGAAGUGCACAACAAAUGCAGCUUGUUCAGGCAAUCCGGUUAGAGUGGUUAUCACCGACGAGUGCCCGGAAUGUGUAAAUGAAUCAACACAUUUUGAUUUGAGUGGAACUGCUUUCGGAGCUAUGGCGGUUUCCGGCAAAGCCGAUCAGCUCCGUGCUGUCGGAGUCCUCCAAAUUCAAUACACAAGAGUUGAGUGCAAAUACCAGGGGAACACGAUGACCUUUAGCGUGGAUUCGGGGUCCAACCCCUUCUAUUUAGCGGUGGUGAUUGAAUACGAGCCAGGCGACGGCGACAUCGUGGCCGUUCAACUGAAGCAAGGCAACUCCGACGCUUGGUCCGACAUGCAACAGUCUUGGGGAGCGGUGUGGAAGCUUAACUCCGGCUCGGGACUAAUCGCGCCGUUCUCCCUCAAGCUCACCGGCGACUCCGGCAAGACUAUCGUCGCCAACAACGCCAUCCCGGUUGGGUGGAAGCCCGGAGGAACAUACCGUUCUGCUUAUAAAUUAUGA
Molecule: messenger RNA, 786 nt
Organism: Ipomoea nil (Japanese morning glory)
Lineage: Eukaryota; Viridiplantae; Streptophyta; Magnoliopsida; Solanales; Convolvulaceae
Product: expansin-B15-like
Exons: 4
Coding region: 1-786 (261 amino acids)
Biological process (GO): sexual reproduction
Cellular component (GO): extracellular region
Source: RefSeq, a predicted model, not a curated record